CUUUUUACUCUGAAAAAAAUAGUACACUUUGCUAUCAAAAUUGAGCAAUAUUCGUUAUCUUUUCCACGCGCGAUAUUCGUUAUCCUUCCACGCGCGCGCACAGAGGUGAGGGUGUUUUCACUCGGCGUGUUUUAUGAGCAGCGACGACACUCCCGCCGGGGACGAGCUCGCUGUGCCGCUGGACUGCUGCGGAGGACUCAACAACGUGGAUUACUCGAAGAUGGAUUUGACGCUCCUGAAAUUCGCUGACUUCCACGACCCCAGCUUCUGUGUCGCCGUGGUCGCCAUCGUUUUCAACCCUCUCUUCUGGAAUGUGGUGGCCAGAUGGGAGCAUCGUACGCGGGCCCUCUCCAGGCUCUUCGGGGGCCCCUACCUGGCCUGCUACUGCCUGGCGUUCGUCAUCCUCCUGCUCAACGUGUACCGCAGUCACAGUGUGACAGAGGCGAUGAAGGCCCAGGCCAGCUGGGAGGCGAUGGAGCGGGCGGAUGUGUUCUACGCCGGCGUGGCGCUGGUGGUGCUGGGCACCGUGCUGGUGGUCAGCAGCUUCCUGGCUCUGGGCUUCACCGGAACAUUCCUCGGUGAUUACUUUGGGAUCCUGAUGGACGGGAAGGCGACCGGCUUUCCCUUCGGCCUCACGAAGAACCCCAUGUACUGGGGCAGCACCGCCAACUACCUGGGCCUGGCUCUCAUCGGUGCCAGUCCUGUUGGUCUCGUCCUGACCGCCGUCGUCGCCGUGGUGUACAAGGUGGCGAUACACUUUGAGGGACCGUUCACCGAGAUGAUCUAUCGGGAGCGCAGCGAGCGCCGCAAGCGUGAAUAACCACUUCCUGUCGCCCGAGCGUUCACUUCCUGUCGGGACUCGCUGACGGCGUGGGAUUUCAAUAGGCUGCGUUCAAGCCUGCAAGUGUUUUUUUCUCCAAUUUCUGAUUUUUUGGGGGGUUUCAUGCUCUUCUAAUUAAUCUGGAUGCUGCAGUGAGAUUUAGUUUGUUUUGUAACACCAAAUAGUUUUGAUAUUCUGAGAAACAAUCUAAAAUAUAGCUUACUGAGGGGGGGGGGGGUUAUCGAUACCACUUACCCGGUAUGUACGGUUGAUUGGCACCCUGUGGAUAGCCACCGUGAAGUUGCCAGGCAACCGCAACAGAUGCUCCACAGACCGACUAAAGAUGUCAAAUCAUCCCUUUUUAAAAGCUGCAUGUAGAGCAACAAAAAAACACUAACUGUGAGAAAUGCACCUUUUUAAAUGUCAGAGGAGCUCUACCUAUGCAAACCACACACACACACACACACACACACACACACGCAGUAUUUGUGAUGCAAUAAACGAGUGAGGUCUCA
Messenger RNA from Pseudoliparis swirei, 1335 nucleotides. It is a transcript of the gene pemt, whose product is annotated as phosphatidylethanolamine N-methyltransferase. The record is from RefSeq and is a predicted model, not a curated record. Gene Ontology annotation, biological process: phosphatidylcholine biosynthetic process. Lineage: Eukaryota; Metazoa; Chordata; Actinopteri; Perciformes; Liparidae. Gene Ontology annotation, molecular function: phosphatidylethanolamine N-methyltransferase activity. The transcript is spliced from 7 exons. Bases 134 to 820 code for a protein of 228 amino acids.